This is a messenger RNA of Aspergillus pseudotamarii, 1351 nucleotides long. RefSeq lists its product as uncharacterized. Lineage: Eukaryota; Fungi; Ascomycota; Eurotiomycetes; Eurotiales; Aspergillaceae. The coding region runs from base 83 to 1207 and encodes 374 amino acids. The transcript has 4 exons. The record is from RefSeq and is a predicted model, not a curated record.
GCCGCGGGCGCCAGCCCGGCCGCAUCCAUUCUGGUUUCUCUCUUCCAUUCUCCCACGUCCUGGUGUGGGAAACGUUCACACAAUGCAUACCUUCACUAGCCGGAGACUAAUCGCCGCUUUGUUACUUGUUUGUAUUGUGCUGUGGUUUUCAUGCUUUAGAAAUGGUGACGGCUCCUGGAUUGGUGCCUCCACGACGACUCCAACCGACUCCGAUGCGUUGCUUGACAGCAGGAUCAGAAACUCUACCCUAGGGUUCCAGAAGAUUUUCGCAAUCGGUUUCAAGGAGCGCACCGAUAAGCAUGAUGCGAUCACAUUGGCGGCAUCCUAUACCGGGCUGGAAGUAGACUGGCUUGAAGGUGUCCGAGCCGCCAAUAUCCCUCCGAAAGCAUAUCCAGCUGCAUGGACGGAGGAGAAACAUCGUGAUAAACCGGCUGAGCUCGGAAGCUGGCGCGCGCAUAUGAAUGCUCUACGGCAUAUCGUGGAGAAGAAGAUCAGCAGCGCUGUCCUUAUGGAAGACGAUUCCGACUGGGAUGUGAACAUCAAGGCCCAAAUGGUCGAAUUUGCUCGGGGCACUAGGGCGCUUCAGGGAACGGAUGGUGUUCCCUUCUCCCCGUACGGCGAUAGCUGGGAUAUGCUAUGGCUAGGGCACUGUGGUAUAAAUUUGCGAGGAGACCCAAAGUUCUAUGUGAUUCCGAACGAUUUGACUGUUACACCGCGACCCCACCAAAACGAGUUUGUUCGUCCUGGACUGGCAGAGGACCCUAGUUUCGAGAACCACCGCCUUAUAUUCCAUGCGGAUAAUGCGAUCUGUUCAUGGGCUAUGGCAUUUACCUACGAAGGCGCCCGCAAGGCACUCACUGCGUUAUCAUACGUCGGGAUCGAUGAGCCGGUUGAUCUAGGCUACAACUUCCUUUGCACUAAUAUUCUGCACGUUCCGUAUGCAUGUUUGUCGUCGCAUCCUAGUAUCAUGGGGACCUGGGCGCAACGUGGUCCGGCUUCGCGGGACUCAGAUAUUACUGACGGCGACGAUACAUGGCACGAAGCCAGCUCGCGGUCUCUCACCUAUAGCACUAUGCUGAACAUUCUACCGCUUGCCAAUAAUAAGACCACAAUAUCCGCGACGUGGGACGAUGUCCCAGCGCCGAAAAUUGAUAUUGCGACGUUUAAGAUACCCAGUGGUUAUUUGUACACCCCCCAUCCUGCAUGAAUGUUCAUCAUGUUUGCACCUUGAAUUUCCCUAUUUAUUUUUUUUAUCUUAUUUAGAUAUUAUUUCUAAGUAUGUACUGGACUGAUGUGAUGUGAUAACUCGUUGCAGUAAUGACAAUACCUUGAUAGAUCAACUCAGAAUUUG